This is a messenger RNA of Homarus americanus (American lobster), 1724 nucleotides long. It is a transcript of the gene Ost48, whose product is annotated as dolichyl-diphosphooligosaccharide--protein glycosyltransferase 48 kDa subunit-like. The transcript is spliced from 10 exons. The record is from RefSeq and is a predicted model, not a curated record. Gene Ontology annotation, cellular component: oligosaccharyltransferase complex; endoplasmic reticulum membrane. Bases 41 to 1372 code for a protein of 443 amino acids. Lineage: Eukaryota; Metazoa; Arthropoda; Malacostraca; Decapoda; Nephropidae.
AACCAAUAGGUGGAACAUCGAGAACCUAACCCUGGUAUAUAUGUCAACACAACCAUCAGGGAGAGACUCGCCGGCCAGGAUGUUGAGGUUGGCUGUGUUUGUGGUGUGUUUGGCCUCUGCCCUGGGGUUCAACACGCUGGUCUUGGUGGACACACUAGCCACCCGGGAGACCCACUCCAUCUUUCUUAAGUCCCUUCAAGAACGUGGCCAUGAAGUGAGUGUAAAGGCAGCAGACGACCCAUCCUUACAGCUGUCUCGGUAUGGGGAGUAUAUCUACCAGAACCUGGUGAUUUUGGCUCCUGGUGUGGAAGAAUUUGGUGGUGCUCUUAGUGUUGAGACGAUUGUGGAGUUUGUUGACGGGGGUGGCAACGUGCUAGUGGCAGGCUCCCGUGAUGCUGCAGACUUGAUUCGUGAACUAGUGACUGAGGUUGGGGUCGAGAUGGACGAGGAGGGGGCAGCCGUUAUUGAUCACCUUCACUAUGAUGCCAAUGAUGAUGGCCAGCACACGCUCAUCGCUGCUCCUAGCUCGGGGUUAAUUGAGUCAGAGGUAAUGGUAGGACCAAGGGAUGCUGUUCCACUUUUGUAUCGUGGAACUGGAUUGAUCACUGAUGCUGACAACCCUCUGGUGCUGCCUGUGUUGAGGGCCCCUUCCACUGCCUACUGUUAUAACCCAACACAGUCCAUCUCUGAUUAUCCACAUGCUACAGGUCAGAACAUGCUGUUGGUAGCAGCACUGCAGGCCCGCAACAAUGCCAGGGUUGUGGUAUCCGGCUCCCUCGAGUUCUUCUCUGAUGCAUUUAUCAUGGCCUCUGUUCAGACACCACAGGGCGCUUUCUACGAACGCUCGGGAAAUGGUAAAGUAGUGGAGGCCCUGAGUCAGUGGGUGUUCAAGGAGGAGGGUGUCCUUCGUGUUGUGUCGGUACAGCACCAUCUACAGGGCGAGAAAGAGCCCCCAGUAGCCUACACCAUCAAGCAGGAUGUGGAAUACAAGAUCAAGGUUGAGCGGCUGGUGGAUGGAGUGUGGAAACCUUUCAUGUCUAAUGAUCUUCAGGUGGAAUUUGUACGCAUUGACCCAUUCAUCAGGUUGAUUAUGACGCCCAACAAGGAUGGUGUUUUCUCUGUGACGUUCAAGGUGCCUGAUGUGUAUGGUGUGUAUCAGUUCAAGGUGGAAUACAAUCGAGUGGGCUUUACUCGGCUCUUCAGUACAACUCAGGUUUCUGUGCGACCAUUCACCCAUGUGGAGUACGAGCGGUUCAUCGAGUGUGCAUACCCUUACUAUGCAAGUGCAUUUUCCAUGAUGGUAGGAGUCUUCCUCUUCUCCAUGGUGUUCCUCCACCACAAAGAGUCACCUCAUAAGACUAAGGCAGAAUAAUGUUUUGUUAGUUACAUUAUACAAAACAUGCUAAUGAAUUUUCUAGCUGAUUACUUAUUGUAGAUUUUUGGGGGUAGGGUGACCCCCUUUUUCAUACAUUUCCAUACAAAUACUGUAUGUAUUUUCUGCAUAUAAUAUCUUGGGUUAGGUAAAUGCAUUCUUAAGUUUGUACAAAUACUGUAAUAGCUUUUUGGAAGAAUAUUUUAUUUGUUUUCUACACCCUGGUUUUAAAAAUAUCAUUCAGAAAAUUCCUUGGCACUAGUGAUGGUGAUGAGUGAACUGUUAAAUAUGUAUUGAUUUACCAUCUUAAGUGAAACUGGAUUAACAUUUGAUGAAUAAAAUGUUUAGUAAU